Messenger RNA from Ruditapes philippinarum (Manila clam), 4952 nucleotides. RefSeq names its product multidrug resistance-associated protein 1-like. Lineage: Eukaryota; Metazoa; Mollusca; Bivalvia; Venerida; Veneridae. The transcript is spliced from 30 exons. The record is from RefSeq and is a predicted model, not a curated record. Gene Ontology annotation, molecular function: ATP binding; ABC-type transporter activity; ATP hydrolysis activity. The coding region runs from base 124 to 4806 and encodes 1560 amino acids. Gene Ontology annotation, cellular component: membrane. Gene Ontology annotation, biological process: transmembrane transport.
CUAUUCCACUUUCUGGUUUGUUGUAUUCAAGCGUGCCUAUUUGGUUGAAAAUUGGAACAUGGAAAGCAAAGAGGCCUAAAUUAUCAUAGUAUAUUCAAUAAAUAGCGUGGAUUGGAGACAGUCAUGUUUUGCGAUCCGUCGGAGGAGUUCCUAAAUGAAAACCAGUAUUGGAAUACAACAGAUCCUGAUUUCUCCGAAUGUUUCCAGAAAACUGUGUUGCUAUGGAUACCAUGUGGUUUCCUGCUUUUGUUGGCCCCGGCUCGGAUCUUGAUUUUACAUAACAGCGACCACAAACAUAUCAUACCAUGGUCAUGGCGCAGCCGAACAAAAUUGGGAUUGGCAUUUGUUAUUGCCUUGCUUGGAGCACUAGACAUAGGUUAUAGUAUCUAUGAACAUUUUAAUGGAACAACUGUCCCUGUGGUAGAUUUCCUGUCUCCACUUGUGUUGGUUCUCACCAUGAUUGUUUAUGUGCUGGUCAUUCACUUUGAAAGGAAGAAUAGUGUGAGAUCAUCAGGAUUUCUCUUUAAUUUCUGGUUUAUUAUGUUCCUUGUAUCCAUAGUAACGUUCAGGUCAAAAAUCAGAGUAGCUCUCUUGAAGGAUGAAGUGGAGGACAUGUUCCGGUUUGUGACAUUUUAUAUCUUCUUCGCUGUCAUUCUUGUCCAGCUGAUCAUCUCAACAUUAGUGGAUAAACAACCAGUAGGGGCUGUACCUGUAGAAGAUGAGAACCCAUGUCCAGAGCCUCAUGUAUCCUUCCUGUCCCAGGUGACAUUCUGGUGGUUUUCUAGUUUGGUGGUAUUAGGUUAUAAGAGGCCACUCGAAAAGACAGAUUUAUGGAACCUCAACCCAUCUGACAAAUGUAAAAAUGUUAUGCCCAAGUUUGACAAACAUCUGCAAAAAGAACUCAAUAGAUGUAGGAGGGUUCAUGAAAGUUUAAGCCCCGCUACAGAGACUAAUGCUAAGGAGGUUGAGAUGAAGGAGAUGCCCAGGGAGGACAGCACCCCGAAGGUUCAAAUACAAUGUGAAAAGAAGAAGCCUCGUCUCUUCUGGGCCAUGAUGAAAACAUUCUGGUUUAAAAGUUUUAUUGCUGCCGUUUACAAGCUAAUCUUUGAUGUCCUUCAAUUUGUCAGUCCUCUUAUCCUAAAGUAUCUUAUAGCAUACACGACAGAUAAGAAGCAGGAGACCUGGAAGGGAUAUUGGUACGCUAGUUUAAUGUUAGCAGUGGUGCUAUUCCAGUCAGUUGUACUGCAUCAGUACUUUCAGAACUGUACAGUUGUUGGUAUGAGGCUCAGAACAGCUAUAAUUGGUGCUGUCUAUGAAAAGAUGUUAAGACUGUCUACAGCAGCAAGAAGAACAUCAACUGUCGGGGAGAUUGUCAACUUGAUGUCUGUUGAUGCCCAGAGAUUUAAUGAUAUGAUGACAUACAUCAACAUGAUCUGGUCCGGUCCAGUACAGAUCACGAUAUCUAUAUACUUCCUGUGGGUGACCCUCGGUCCAUCAAUAUUGGCUGGUUUGGCUGUCAUGAUUAUACUUAUACCUGUGAAUGCUGUAAUUGCCAAUAAAGUGAAACAGUUUCAAGUACAACAGAUGAAUCUGAAAGAUAAAAGAAUAAAAAUGAUGAACGAAAUUCUGAGCGGAAUAAAGGUGUUAAAACUGUAUGCAUGGGAAGCAUCCUUCGAACAGAAAGUAUUAGAUAUAAGAAACAAAGAGCUUGCUGUUCUAAAGAAAAUGUCCUACCUGAAUGCUUGUACAACAUUUACCUGGACUGUAGCACCUGUUGCUGUGUGUUUGGUAACAUUUGCUGUGUAUGUGAUGGUAGAUGUCAACAAUAUCCUUGAUGCCGAGAAAGCUUUUGUGUCUCUCUCCCUGUUUAACAUUCUCAGGUUCCCGCUCUCAAUGUUACCUAUGGUCAUAUCUAACAUUGUACAGGUGAGGGUAUCUCUUACACGUCUGAGAAACUUCUUAGGAAACGAUGAGCUGGACCCUGACGCCGUCUCACGUGAUCCUAAUUCAAAAUAUGCUUUCUCUAUAAAGAAUGGAUGCUUUUCUUGGGAUUCAGCUGCUGGAACUACAUUAAAAAAUAUAAACUUGGAGGUACCAGAGGGGAGUUUGAUUGCUGUUGUAGGGACUGUAGGCACUGGCAAGUCAUCUUUAUUACAGGCUAUGCUUGGAGAAAUGGAGAAAUUAAGGGGAGAUGUCACGAUUAAGGGAUCUAUAGCAUAUGUGUCUCAGCAGGCCUGGAUACAGAACGCCACUCUACAAGAUAAUAUUCUGUUUGGUAAAUCAGCUGAUGUUAGCCAGUACCGUAAUGUUAUAGAGGCAUGUGCUUUGCAACCAGAUCUAGAAAUUAUGCCUGCUGGGGACCAGACAGAAAUUGGAGAAAAGGGUAUUAACCUGUCUGGCGGGCAGAAACAGCGUGUUAGUUUAGCAAGAGCAGUGUACCAGGAUAGAGACCUAUAUUUGUUAGAUGACCCACUGAGUGCCGUUGACUCGCAUGUUGGUAAACAUAUCUUUGAAAAUGUCAUUGGACCAGAUGGCCUGUUGAAGGGAAAGACAAGAGUGUUGGUGACACAUGGUGUAGGAUUCUUGCCCUAUGUAGAUACUAUAGUUGUCCUAGCCGAUGGUCAGAUCUCGGAGAUUGGUUCAUACAAGCAGCUACUUGACCAUGAUGGAGCGUUUGCUCAGUUUCUCAAAAACUACCUAACUGAAGAGUUGCAAAAAGAAAAUGCAGAAGACAUGGAGUUAGAUGUGGAGACCAUUUCACAGAUUGAAACAUUUGUAGGUCAGAGUGCUGCAUUACAAAGACAAGUAUCUGUUUUAUCUGAGCGUAUGAGGAACAUAUCGGAGGCUGUAUCUACCCCACCAGGUACCCCAGAUAUAUCUCGUAAAGGGGCCACUCCGGGGUCUCCAAACUUAAACAAGAAUGCUUCUGGUAGUAAAACACACUUAACAUCCCAGAAAUCUCUACAUGAAGUAGGUAAUGGCAUUGACAAGAAGGCUGGAAACAAGAAAGAUGAAGAGAAGAAACUCAUAGAGGCUGAGAAAAUGGAGACUGACAGAGUAAAACUUGGUGUAUUUGCUGCCUAUGUGAAGUCAGUUGGUGUUUUACUCAGUGUACUGACUGUGGUAUUUUAUAUAUUAUACAAUGCUGCCAACUUAUACUCAAACAUAUGGUUGAGUGAGUGGAGUAAUGAUGUAACUCAUUACAACAUGUCGGCUAAUUUUACAGUAGACACUGCACAGAGAGACAUGAGAUUAGGUAUCUACGGCCUGUUGGGGUUCAUACAAGGUGUAUUUGUCAUAGCAGCAAGUAUCUCGUUAUUUAUCGGCAAUGUUCGAGCGGGUCGCAGAAUUCAUUUAUGGAUUUUAAGAAACAUUGUAGCAUCCCCUAUGUCGUUUUUUGACACAACACCAGGGGGUCGAAUAUUAAACAGAUUUAGUAAAGACAUAGAUGUGAUUGACACAUUAAUUGCAAUCAACUUCCAGGCGUGGAUAACGUGCCUUCUUCGUGUACUCAGUGUUCCAAUUGUGAUAGGAUUUAGUACUCCCUUGUUUCUGACAGUGUUUGUGCCCAUCCUUUUCCUUUACCUUGUUAUCCAGCGUUUCUACGUUGCAACAUCUCGUCAGCUAAAAAGAUUGGAGUCUGUGAGCAGAUCCCCAAUCUACUCUCACUUUGGGGAGACUGUCACAGGUGUAACUACAGUCAGAGCCUACAGACAACAGGAGCGCUUUAUAGAGACAUCAGACAAUAAAGUAGAUGAUAAUUUAGAAUGUCACUAUCCUACCAUCAUAUCUAAUAGGUGGCUAGCUAUACGUUUGGAGUUUGUAGGGAACUGUAUCUUGUUCUUUGCGGCACUGUUUGCUGUUAUUGCACGAAAUGACCUCUCACCUGGUAUUGUCGGUCUGUCCAUCACAUAUGCUCUCAAUGUGACCCAAACAUUGAACUGGAUGGUACGUAUGACAACAGAGUUAGAGACAAACAUUGUUGCUGUAGAGAGAGUGAAGGAAUAUUCUGAAACUCCCACUGAGGCUGCAUGGGAAGUUGAAGAUAAACGACCCUCCGAGAAUUGGCCCGAGAAAGGUGAGGUGAAGUUUGUAGACUAUGGUACUAGAUACAGAGAGGGGCUUGAUCUUGUCAUUAAAGGUAUCGACUGUACUGUGAAACCUGGAGAAAAAGUUGGAAUAGUAGGUCGCACAGGAGCUGGAAAGUCUUCCCUGACACUUGCUUUGUUCCGUAUUAUAGAACCAGCCCAGGGACAUAUUAUUAUAGAUGGUGUAAAUAUUGGGGAAAUAGGCUUACAUGAUCUACGUAGCAAACUUACAAUCAUACCACAGGAGCCAGUAUUAUUUUCUGGAACAUUGAGGAUGAAUCUUGAUCCAUUUGAUGAGCAUACAGAUGAUGCUGUAUGGACAGCUUUAGAACACGCCCAUCUUAAAGCAUUUGUAGCAGAAUUACCCACAAAGCUCGAGCAUGAAUGUACAGAAGGAGGAGAAAAUCUCAGUGUUGGUCAAAGACAGCUGGUAUGUUUAGCAAGAGCGUUAUUACGGAAGACAAAAAUACUGAUACUGGACGAGGCGACAGCUGCCGUAGACUUGGAAACAGAUGAUCUGAUCCAGCAUACUAUACGUACAGAAUUCAGUGAUGCCACAGUACUUACAAUAGCUCAUAGACUUAACACUAUCAUGGAUUAUACAAGAGUUAUGGUUCUUGAUCAAGGAAAAAUUAAAGAGUUCCAGAGCCCACAAGAGCUGUUACAGGAUAAAGAUAGUAUAUUCUAUGGAAUGGCCGCAGAUGCAGGUCUUGUGUAAAUAUUUAGGUGCUCAGAUAUAUAUAUGUUUUGUGAUUGUUUUGUUUUAUAAAUGGGUAUGACAAUUUUAAAGGUGAUUUUUUUUCUUUUCCUUCAAUUUAGUGAGGGAAAAAAGCAAACAUUUUUUUUUUAAAUAGAGGACAGUAG